Messenger RNA from Raphanus sativus (radish), 2874 nucleotides. RefSeq lists its product as uncharacterized. The coding region runs from base 84 to 2726 and encodes 880 amino acids. Gene Ontology annotation, cellular component: nucleus. Lineage: Eukaryota; Viridiplantae; Streptophyta; Magnoliopsida; Brassicales; Brassicaceae. The record is from RefSeq and is a predicted model, not a curated record. The transcript has 19 exons.
AGGUAUUUCACACCAGAACUGUUGACUGCUCUCUUUCAACUCGAGGAGAAAGCUUAGUUGUGAUUCUUACUACGUAGCUAACAAUGGUUCGCUCCAAGGCUCCUGGAAAGAAGCAGCAGAAGAAAGGAAUCGACUUUAAGAAAAUAAAGAGAAAACUCGGGAGAAAGUUACCACCACCAAAGAAUGCAACCAACACAGAGAUUAAAUCUCAAGCAAUUGUACUUCCUGAGCAAAGUGUGGGAGCAGAGAAGAGUGGCUUAGCUACUAGUAAGAAAGGUUUGACCUUGCACGAGCUUCUGAGACAAACUUCACAUCACAAUGCCAAAGUUCGCAAAAAUGCGUUACAUGGUAUCAAAGACCUUUUGGAGCAUAAUCCGGCAGAGCUACAGUCGCUUAAAUUCGCUAUCAUUGAUAAACUCAGGGAACGUCUUAGUGAUGAUGAUAAGUCUGUGAGAGACAUUUUCUAUUUGCUUUUUGAUUCCAAGAUCUUCCCCUCUUGUGUUGAGGAUAACCAGGGCCCUAUGGUGACACUUUUGAUGCCACACAUAUUUAAAGCUAUGGCCGAGUCAUCUAUUGAUGUUCGUUUGAUGGCUUUCAAGUUUUUCCACCUUGUUGUAAAGCACUACCCUCCUACCUUUUCCUUGUAUGCUGAUAAGAUUCUAGAAAACUACAAGGAUAUUAUUCAGAAAAACCAUUUCUAUGUCCAAGAUAGAAGCAAGCUGAAUGUAGCUCUUUCUGGGUUGGCACAUUGCCUGUCUCUGUUGCCGUGUGAUGAGAGCGACACUGAAUCACAGAAAGAGAAUGAAACGCUACUUGCCUAUGAACAAGAUGGGACAAAAGAAUCUGCUCGUUUUGCCCAUGUCUCCGGAAGAUUGAAAGAGAUUGUUGGAGUCUUAGUCAGCUGUUUCCAAGAUUUCAUCCCGUUGAUUCAUACUCCGGGAGGAUUCGACGAGAAAUCGUUUAGUUGUUUACACCAUAUACUUUGCAGCAUAGGUUAUGCAAUCAAGUUUUCCAUCCGUAUGCACAUUCAAAGACAGACUAUGUCGCUACCUGCAUCUGAGGAUGUUACUCUGAUGUUAUUGGAUCAAGACAUUGCGCCAAUUAUAUCAAAAAAGUUACUUGGUUCUUUCCCCCUUAAUCCAGAGAACAAUUUUUCUGGAAAGGUUGAAGAAAGGUACUUCAUCCUCAAUAGUGUUUUGGCAGAAAUCUUUUUGGAAGUGAGUGAUUGGAGCCACCUCUCUUCUGACCUGUGCAAUAGAUUUCUAGUAUUUAUUGAAAUUACUCUAUUAAACAAGAUCAGCAGGAGCAAAGAGCAGCGUAAACCUAUUCCUAAACCUAUUCACGAAAAGACUUCACUUGCACUGCUACCCGCUGUUCCAAAACUUAUUUUGAGGAUGGACAGUGACUGGAGAGAAAAUCUUCUGCAGGCAUUUACUUCUACCUUCAACAGUUGCAAACCAGAGUCUCCACUCACGUUAGCCUGCAUCUCAGUAGUUAGAAACAUGAUUAUCCCUAAUGGAGAUAUCCUUGAUCUCAGCGCAAGUGAUCCCACAGUAAAUAACUACCAGAGUGCUUGGGUCAACAAACUUCCAUCUCUGCUAAAUCAGUUGGGUGAUAAACAUCCAUUAUCAUCGCAGGCUGUUUUGAAGCUUUUGCUUGACCUUGGGCGAGUUGGGUGUCUGAAUGCUUCCCCCACAUUCGAAGAAGACAUCAUAAAGUUCUUCAACCCUUGUAGUCAGGGAGAAGGUGAUGCGUCUGGUGGAGCAUUUGCAAGUCUCCCUCGGGAAGCCCAAGACUUGGCUCUCUCUUUCCUUUACUACUUCUCGAUAAACAAUUUUAGCCCUCCUCUGCUCGAAUCAAUAAUUUCAUGCUGUCUGUAUCCACAACUUGAACCAGCUGUGUUGUAUCGGAUAGUGGAAGUUGUUCACAAUGCCUAUAGAGAUGGAUACAUCCAGAUUACAGAUCAUUUCAGCUUCCUCAUCAGUUUAAUUGCACGUUUUAAAGUUGUUCCAGAGAAAGGCCAGUUUUCGAUGGAGUGUAAUGAGCAGGAGACAUAUCGUGGCACAUUAAAAGCACUUACAGACCUUGUGUGCUCACGUUUAUCAAACACGGGUGAUGUCUCCCUUGUCCUCCAGAUUCUAGAGAAAGUUCUUCUCGAACAGAUAAAUCUGAAGCCUGGGUUGGACAAUGGAUGUGCCAUACUUAGGAUUGUAUGCACGUUGGACUCUAAACCUACAACCCUUUCUGAAAGCAGCAUAACCACUCUAAGUGAAUAUUUACCUGGUUAUCUGAUCGACAUAGUCAAGUGUAUACCAGAAGAUAAGGAGAACUCUUGCCUCUACAAUCAAACAUGUCUCUACUAUUUAAUACCAUGUUAUUUCCUGUUCGAACGGAGCUCCAAACUCACAGAAGAGGUUCUCAAAAGAAUGCAAUUCCUAGUGAGUGAAAACACUAAGGCGCUGGAAUCAGUAGUUCAAGACAGGGAGAGCGGUCGAAGCUCAUUGGACUUGAUACAGAGCAUUGUCUCUGUGGUCCUGCUGAUGCACAACGACGUCAAAGUCAGGAAGAUAAUAUCGUCAUCCAAGUCAGAGAUCGAUUUGAUUCUGCAGAACGUUAUCUCGUUGCAGUCCUCUGGAAGCACGAGCUUGACGGUGGAAGGAAAACAUAUGAUGAAAAUUGCGGGAGAGCGACUUAAGAUUGCAUCCAACAGCUUAGUCACAAAAUGAAGUUUACAAGUUAAGAGAACAGAGACAUAUGUUUCACAAUGACUGUAACAUGAAAUGUAUUUGGUUCUCUGCCUGUUUUGAAAAGCAGCAAUUUUGGUGACAAGACAAACUAUAUCUUACAAUUUUCUAUCGAUUUACUUUUAUUCAA